GCUGUAGUCAGCGGCCGUACCACAGCCUACAGACGUUUCUCAAACAAUACAGAAGAAAACGAAGACAUUUAAUUUAUUAUUUGUCUGUGGGGAGAGAAAAGCGGCGUGGCUAACGCUCCGUUAGCCAGGCGGUGCUAGCCAGCUCAAGUAGCUGUUGCCGGGGUAACCGCGGCUAACGUUAGCUAACGCUAGCUACGCGUAUUCUGCCCUAAUGUGGCGCCAGUGGAGCUCAAAUGGACUCCAGGUACCGCAGAACCAACCGGACACGGAGCGGUGUGAUCCAUUUCUCUCUUUCGCCACGCGAUCAAGAGCAGUACACCGUCAUUGGGAGAGCAGCUCUCGGCCUCCAGCACUCAGCCUGUAUGAUGAUGCGUUUUGGCACAAAGUCCUCCAAAGUCCCAGCUGUGAUCCAUUAAAUGAGCUCUUCGCUGCACCUGCUGAGCAGGUGUGUGGUCACUCUGGAAGCGGCUGCCUGGAGAAGCUGCCCUCUCCAGCAACGCUGAUGAGAAAGAAGAGGAAGAAAAGAGGCGGAGAUGCAGAGAGACACACCCCCGUGGUUAAACAGCAUAUAAGAGAGCUGAGAAAAAAACAAAGCAUUAUAGAUGAGUUGAUGGGGGAGAAGAGGUGGGGCAGCUCGGUCAGUUGGCGGUCCGAGGGGAGGUGUGAACGUGCUGAAGAAGAGCAGGACGUCAUCCCGCAGGACGACCACCAUCACUCACUACUCACUGACAGCCCCAUCAGCCGGGAGAAUGUGUUCAGUGGCUAUCGGCAGCUGCUUGACCUCGCUCCUGGAGGAAAUCCAAUGAUGUCCUUCGCUGGAACGGCGCACAGAGAAGUUCGGAGGAACUGGGAGCAGCCUGGCAUGUCCAAUGCUGAAUUCUGGGGGUUUGGCUACAAUAUUGAGGAAUAACAGUGGUUUACAAGUACUGUCCACUUUAUUAGAAACCCCAACCUUGUACAGCUGCUGUUGACCUGAUCAUUUUUGGGUGGAGGUCCACUCUCAGCUCAGCGUAGCAGUUUUUGCUGAGGGUUUUACACGUCAAGGGUUGAUAACAGACCACCGCCCAAAAGUAUCUAGGCAGGAGUGGCCCUGUGGUCAGAAACUGACCACUGGUGAAGGGCACAAAGUCUACAUCAGCAGGUGAGCUGCAGUAGGUGAAGGGAGUGGUUUCUAAUAAAGUGACUGUUUAACUCUUUAACGUUUUACUUUCUAAGUUGCACUGAAAUAUUUUACCAUUUUGACGUUGAUAAAUGUUAACAAACAUUUUAUUGAUGUAUUUGCGACUCACACAGUGAUAUUAACUCUGAUAUGAACUAAUAUUAACUGAUAUUUUUGCCUGUAUAAUACCUCAACUACACAUUUAUCUGUUAUAUUUGGCUAAAUUUAAGCUGCAAGAAUGAUUGCGGCUUGUUGUUUGUUAUAUUUUUUGUGUUUACAGAUGAUGUUCAGUAUUUUAUAUUUUCUAAAACCUUACAGUUUUGGCUCGGUUUGCAUGUACAACAAAUUUUAAAACUGCAUUCCUCAAUCUCUUUAAAAAGAUUUAAGUCUCUGCUUUGGCAGUAAAAAAACACAAAAUUCAGUAAAUAAAAAAAUGAA
Pygocentrus nattereri (red-bellied piranha) is the source of this 1597-nucleotide messenger RNA. Its product is annotated as protein INCA1. The record is from RefSeq and is a predicted model, not a curated record. NCBI's taxonomy places the organism in Eukaryota, Metazoa, Chordata, Actinopteri, Characiformes, Serrasalmidae. The coding region runs from base 212 to 910 and encodes 232 amino acids. The transcript has 6 exons.